AUGAAGGCGGAAGAAAAGGAAGAUCGAGAGCUUCAUGAGCCCCCACUCGAGUCUUAUCAUCGCGCUCUUUUAUCUUCUCCUCGCAUUUCAUCCCUGCCAUCCGGCCCGGCAGAUCGCACCACGCCGGGAACCCGCACGAUGGCGACUCCCGCGUCGCUCCGGCGCAAGAAUUUCACGCUCGAGGAACUCUCCGUGCUUUUAGACGAAGUGAAAAAACGGAAGGAAGUCCUACUCGGACCCAUCACGGCGACCAACACGUCGACGAAGCAGAGCAGAGCCUGGGAAGUCGUCGCCUUCGCCAUGUGCUCGCUCUCCGGCAUCGAACGUUCCGGAGAGGAGGUGAAAACCAAGUUCAGGCAGAUGAAGUACGCCGCGAGGCGACGGCAGGUCAAAGCCGUCGUCGAGAUGAAGGCCGGCCUCCCUCCCCGGCAGCCCUCCCGCCGCGAUUCAAACAUCCUGGAGAUCGUCGGGGAAUCGCGGGAAUCCCUGCGAGGCGCCCACGCCGGCCGGGAAUCUUUUCCCGUUCGGCAAUCGCCUGCUGCCGCCGCCCCGGCCGGACAGUUCCCAUUGGUGAGAGAAGCCGAUCGAGACAGUGAGAAGCCGCCGAAUUCCUUCCCAUAUCUGCCUCCCAUUUCAAAGAAUCCCGGAGAGAGCUCUGGUGUGGGAGCGAAGUCGCGCUCAACCGCUGGACAGUUCCAAAUGACUAGAGAAGCCGAUCGAGACAGUGAGAAGCCGCCGAAUCCCUUCCCACUUCUGCUUCCCACUUCAAAGAAUCCGGGAGAGAACUCUGGAGUGGGAGCGAAGUCGCGCUCAAGCGUUCCGUCGAAGCCGAUCCGAAAAACGGAGGUGAAAAAUGGGACCGAAGGGAGGUCCGUCGACGACGGCGCGGCCCUCCUGAGAACGCAGCAAUCAAUCCUGAAGGAAUUGAAGGCCCUCACCGCGUCCGUGAAGGAGGUCGUGGAGCAUCAGAAGCAGCUCGUUCUCCUGCAAGGAAGUUUCUACGCGUCUGAACUCUGGGGCGGCGUAGCCCCUCCUCCGACGGUUCAAUCUUCCCCGUUUAAUCCCUUAUAA
Darwinula stevensoni is the source of this 1071-nucleotide messenger RNA. The record is from the annotation of a GenBank genome assembly. Lineage: Eukaryota; Metazoa; Arthropoda; Ostracoda; Podocopida; Darwinulidae.